This is a messenger RNA of Condylura cristata (star-nosed mole), 1572 nucleotides long. RefSeq names its product EGF-like and EMI domain-containing protein 1. The transcript is spliced from 12 exons. Gene Ontology annotation, molecular function: calcium ion binding. The coding region runs from base 1 to 1572 and encodes 523 amino acids. NCBI's taxonomy places the organism in Eukaryota, Metazoa, Chordata, Mammalia, Eulipotyphla, Talpidae. The record is from RefSeq and is a predicted model, not a curated record.
AUGGAAAGCUUUUUAACAUCCUCCACACUGUCCAGCAAAAUGCCAGAUAUAAAUGAAUGUUCCAUUGCCAAUGGUGGCUGUGAAGAUCAAUGCUGUAAUACAAUUGGCAGUUACUACUGCAAAUGUCAAGCAGGCCAGAAGCUGGAGGAAGAUGGCAGAGGAUGUGAAGAUGUCGAUGAAUGUGUGGUAGUGAAUGGAGGCUGCCAGCAGCGUUGUAUUAACACUCUGGGCACCUUCCACUGUGAAUGUGAUACGGGAUACAGACUCCAUGCUGAUGAACGCACCUGCAUAAGAAUUGAAUUGGAAGUUGUCAAUAGCUGUGAAAUAAACAAUGGUGGUUGUUCUCAUCACUGUGAACAUGUGAUUGGUGGGCCCCGCUGUUUUUGUAACCCUGGACACCAGCUUGAUUCAGAUGAGAAGACAUGCAUAGACUUUGAUGAAUGUGAGAGUGGAGAAGCUUGCUGUGCCCAGCUCUGUAUCAAUUAUUCAGGAGGCUAUGAAUGCGGUUGUCAGGAAGGCUUUUUGAUCAGCUCUGAUGGUUGUGGAUGUGAUGCUUUAGAUGAUGAUGAGCUAGAGGAAGAAAAAGAACAAUUAGAAGUUGUGAGGUUUCCAGGUCUUCUAUUCAAGAAACCACCUCAGCUGCUUAAUUAUGUUCCUGCCUCUCUGUCACCCAUCUAUGAAAAUGAAAAUGAUGAGGAGGAAGAUGUAAAAGAUAUUCAAGGAGAACUGACUGUAUUGCACACAUUUGUCUGUUUAGAUCACACCUUUGGACAUGAUUGCAGUUUAAGCUGUGAGGACUGCAUGAAUGGAGGAAGAUGCCAGGAAGGAAAAAUGGGGUGCAUCUGCCCCGCUGGUUGGGGUGGAAUUCUUUGCAAUGAAACAUGUUCCCUGAAGACUGGUGGGCAAGAGGAUGGUGGCAGCAUGUGCCACUGUCAGAACGGAGGAACCUAUGACCGGCUGAGGCGGCAAUGCCGGUGCCCCCCAGGUGUCCACGGGAAGUCCUGUGAAGAUGGAUGCCCAAAAGGAUUUUUUGGGAAGAACUGCAGAAGGAAAUGUAACUGUGUCAACAAUGGCUCUUGUCACCGGGUCUACGGUGCCUGUAUGUGUGAGCCAGGGCACUACGGGAGGUUUUGUCAUCUGAACUGUCCCAAGGGGGCCUACGGUGCUGGCUGCUCUGCAGAAUGUCAGUGUGUAGAAGAGAACACCCUGGAAUGCAGCGCCACAAAUGGCAGUUGCACCUGCAAAUCUGGUUACCAAGGCAACAGAUGCCAGAAAGCCUGCCCUGAUGGUCUCUGGGGAGAAGAGUGCCGGUUGUCCUGUGGACCCUGUGAGAAUGGAGGUCAAUGUAACAAAACAUCUGGAAACUGUGACUGUACUCCUGGUUACACAGGAUCAGCCUGCACUGUGGCCCUUGGGCAGACUGAUCUUGGAGAAGGCUACUGUGAACCUUUGAAAGUGGAGGCCAGUUGCCGAGAUACUGAUAUGGUUCCUGGUUUUGCUGCGGAUACUGCCUGGCCCAGCUGUGCGAGUGAGGCCUCUUGUGAGAUCAUUUUGGUGGCUGUGGCCACCUGA